This is a messenger RNA of Cylicocyclus nassatus, 1068 nucleotides long. Lineage: Eukaryota; Metazoa; Nematoda; Chromadorea; Rhabditida; Strongylidae. The record is from the annotation of a GenBank genome assembly.
AUGUUUUUAAAAGAUAUAUAUCGUAAUACUGAACAGCUUAAAAAAAAGAUACAAAAUAAAACUGUUUUGGUGAUUGGUGGUGCCGGUAGUAUCGGCAGUUCCUUCAUUCGAGCUAUCCUGCCAUUUAAACCACAGACAUUAGUUGUAGUGGAUACUAACGAAAAUGCUCUUGCGGAGCUGACUCGUGACCUUCGCUCUACCAAGGGAAUGUAUGUACCAGAGGAUUAUAUUACCUAUCCGAUGGAUUUUGCAUCUCCAGUCUUUAAGAAAAUGUUUGUAAAGUAUGGCGGUUUUGAUAUUGUUGCUAACUUUUCAGCGCACAAGCAUGUUCGCAGUGAGAAGGAUAUAUAUUCUGUGGAGGCCUUAAUUCAGAAUAAUGUUCUUCAUGCCAAGAAGCUGCUUGACUUAUUAAAGAAAUUUCCGCCAGAGGAGUAUUUCUGUGUGUCUACUGAUAAGGCUGCUAAUCCUGUGAACAUCAUGGGGGCUAGUAAGCGUAUCAUGGAGGAUGUUAUUUUCUCAUAUUCGGAGUAUUUUCCUGUUAAGACUGCGCGUUUUGCUAAUGUGGCAUUUUCAAAUGGUUCAUUACCAGCUGGUUUUUUAGCUCGUAUUGCUAAGUUACAGCCGUUGAGUGCUCCAUCUGAUAUUAAGCGUUAUUUUGUAUCGCCAGAGGAAAGUGGUCAGAUAUGCAUGUUGGCUUGUAUGCUGGGAAAUAAUCGUGAAAUAUUCUUUCCUAAGCUUGAAGAAGCACAGAUGAUGACUUUUGAUAAGAUUGCUACAGAGUUAUUGCAUGAGCAUGGCUAUGAAGUAUUAGAGUGUGAAUCAGAUGAGGAAGCUAUAGAAAAAGCUGAGCAGCUGCAUAAUGGAAGCAAGCAGUAUCCAGUUCAUUUUUCUGCUUCAAAUACUUCAGGAGAAAAGGGAUUUGAAGAGUUUUUCACUGAUACUGAGAAUGUGGAUAUGAAUCGUCUUCAUGCUUUGGGGAUUGUGACAGAUAAGGCAGUUCCAAACAAGGAAAAGAUUGAAGUAUUAUUUGCAGAUUUAGAAACAGUACUCUGCGUUGAUACCACUGCU